UUCAUGAACUUUGUGAAAGGCGGCUUAAAAGUUAGAACCUGCUAUCAAUCAUAUAAAGAAUGCUUGCAUAUACUCGAAAACAGAAACUGGAAAAAUAAUAAGCAUAGGCAACACUACGCUAGUGGUGUGAAAAUGGGCAUAGGAACAUUUAAUUUAAUGAUUUCUCAAUUCCCGACAAGGAUACUACGAUUGUUAGAAUUUAUCGGUUUUUCCGGAAAUAAGAAUAUAGGUCUGAGGGAGCUUAAAGAAAGUUAUGAAGAGACAAACGGCCUUCGAUCUCCUUUAGCUGUGUUAAUUCUUGUCGCUUAUCAUACCGUCAUUUCUUACGUGUUUGGUAUGGGGGAUGGAGAUAUUAAUCAAUCAGAAGAUAUGUUAGAAGAUAUGUUAAUUAGAUAUCCGAAUGGCGCCUUAUUUUUAUUCUUUUAUGGACGAGUGAAACAAAUACAAGGAAAAUUUAAUGAUUCGAUAAGGAUAUACAAGCAAUCCAUCGAUUCUCAAAAACUAUGGAAACAAUUUCACUAUUUAUGUUACUGGGAAAUGAUGUGGUGCUAUUGUUCAAAAUGUGAAUGGGUCGAAGCUUCUAAAUGCACCGAAAUAUUAAGGAAAGAAUGUAGAUGGUCUCCUGCUAUAUAUACUUACGUACAUGCAACGAUAUUGCAUACAAUUGCAGAAGAACAACGAACUACAAUUUCAAAUGAAAUAAUAGAAUUAAUGAGAACAGUUCCUGGGUUAAAACAGAAAGUUGCAGGGAAAUCGUACCCUACAGAAAAAUAUGUGGUUGGAAAGUCGAAUAAAUUUUUCAAUCAAAAUUGUAGGUUGCUUUUGCCAAUGAUGGAAUUAUUAUAUAUAUGGAAUAAUUUUCCAAUGAUAGCAAAAUCUCCUAUCUAUUUGGAUAAAAUUUCUAUUAUUGUAAAAAAAGCACUGUUAACUUUGGAAUCCAACAAAGAUUCACUAGCAGAUAAAGAAGUAGAAGAUUACUGUUUACUCCUUUUGCUGCAUGGUUCAUGUUUAAAACUUUCUGGAAAAUAUAAACUCGCAGAAGAAUGCUUUAAGAAUGUUAUCAAUUUAGAUAAAAAUGUACACGAAGACUUACACAUAGUUGCAUUUGCAGCAACAGAAUUAGGAUUACUCGCAAUGGAACAAGGCUGUUACAAAGAAUCGAAAGAAUAUUUGGAAAGAGCAAUGUAAUUAUCUAAAUUUAACAUAGAAUAUUUGUUAAAUACUUAUUACAAGUGGUAAUCUUUUUUCAGAAAUAAUUAUCACGGAUAUCAAGUCGAAACAAUUGUCCACUUCAGAGUGCACACUGCUCUUCGACAGUUGA
This is a messenger RNA of Centruroides sculpturatus (bark scorpion), 1321 nucleotides long. Its product is annotated as tetratricopeptide repeat protein 39A-like. The transcript is spliced from 12 exons. The record is from RefSeq and is a predicted model, not a curated record. Lineage: Eukaryota; Metazoa; Arthropoda; Arachnida; Scorpiones; Buthidae. Gene Ontology annotation, molecular function: protein binding. The coding region runs from base 4 to 1188 and encodes 394 amino acids.